This is a messenger RNA of Vigna radiata var. radiata (mung bean), 974 nucleotides long. Its product is annotated as 3-hexulose-6-phosphate isomerase. The record is from RefSeq and is a predicted model, not a curated record. The coding region runs from base 113 to 733 and encodes 206 amino acids. NCBI's taxonomy places the organism in Eukaryota, Viridiplantae, Streptophyta, Magnoliopsida, Fabales, Fabaceae. The transcript has a single exon. Gene Ontology annotation, molecular function: carbohydrate derivative binding; isomerase activity. Gene Ontology annotation, biological process: carbohydrate derivative metabolic process.
UCAAUUUAUUUCUUGCCCUCGGAUUAGGAUAGAGAGUGGAUUGUUUCACACAAUCAAACAAAAUCACACCCAUAUAAAAAGGGCAUAAGUCCAAUGAGCGCGAAGAAGAGUGAUGGCUUCUAAUUCUGGUUCUAUCUCCCAAGGAGCUUCAAUGGCCACAGAAAUCUGCACCCAAAUAUCCUCCAUAUUUUCAAAGCCCACGCAUCCGUACCCGCCCCCACUGGACCUUUUGGUCACCGAGCUCGCCUCCGUUGCCUCUCAAAACGGCCGCGUUUUUCUUUACGGGGUGGGCCGCGAGGGCCUCAUGCUCAAGGCCCUCUGCAUGCGCCUCUUCCACCUAGGCCUCUCGGCUCACUUCAUCUUCGAUAUGACCACUCCCCCCAUCGCAGCUGCCGACCUCCUCAUCGCCUCCGCCGGCCCCGGCGGUUUCUCCACCGUCGACGCCCUCUGUGCCGUGGCGCGCUACCACGGCGGAAGGGUGCUGCUCCUUACGGCCCAGCCCGAGACCGGGUCUUGCGUGAAACACGCUGACGUUGUGGCUUACGUGGCAGCGCAGACCAUGGCCGAUGAUGCGGACGUUGCAGGGGAUGCGAAAUCUCGACCGUUGCUUCCAAUGGGAAGUGUGUACGAAGGGGCAUUGUUUAUUCUGUUUGAGAUGGUUAUUUACAAGUUGGGUGAGGCCUUGGGUGAGAACCCUGAAGCCGUUCGAUCUCGCCACACUAACCUUGAAUGAGCCGCUCGAUUGUGCCAUGGGUGGUGCCAAGCGAAAAACUGUACGGAGAUAUAACUGUUUCAACAUUUGUACAAUCCAUCUGAGUAUUAGCAUUUGUUGUGCUAAGAGUUUGGUUACCAUAUUUGUCAAGGAUAAAUUGUGUUCUUUUUAAUUAAUCAUCUCAUGAAUUCUUCAAUAAAUAAACUAUGAAGAAUAAAGUGUUACUUUCUUAACUAUUAAAUCAACCAUGCUUAAAAAGACA